Molecule: messenger RNA, 1095 nt
Organism: Caenorhabditis bovis
Lineage: Eukaryota; Metazoa; Nematoda; Chromadorea; Rhabditida; Rhabditidae
Source: the annotation of a GenBank genome assembly
AUGGGUUCAUUUUCUGAUUUCGGACAGCAUCAGCUUAUUAGAUUCAAUGAGGAUAAUUCUUUGAAACUCUCAAUUCCUUCAAAUCAUUUCUCGCAGACCCAAUAUGUUCAUACCGGAAUCAAAGAAGCCACCAAUUCAACACGUUUGUGUGAUGAAUUCGAGAAAGAAGAGGCCUGUGUGAGAAGGAAUUUGACGGCAUCAAAGAUAAUGAUAGCGAAUGAAAGUAAUUGGCAAUUAACAUCAGCUCCUUUGGGUCAACGAUCUCCAAUGUAUUGCCAGUCAGAGUACUACAGUUUCGAUGGAAACGGCUAUUGUCGGAGUGAUUUCACUCCGUUUAUCAAAGGAACUUAUAUGGCAUGCCAUAAGGCUGUUAACAUGUGGAGAAAUUAUUUUGCCGCGAGCGGAGUUUGCGAAUACCACAUAGGAAAAAAUACAUCGUUAGCCGAAGACGGCUGGAAUUACCAUCUCGGUAUCAUAUACUUCCCCGAUAGAAGGAUUUUUUUUCGGGAAACCAAAACAGUCUGGGAAGAUACUUUCGACUUCUAUUUUUCGUUAUGGGAUAAGACCUAUUCGCCUGGACCACCAGGGCGAUGCAUAGCCCUUACGAAAAACAAGCUUCUCGUGAAUGUAGAAACACCAAGAAUUAAUAUUGCCACUCCGGGAAUGAGACCGGGGACCCAGAUCCAAGCUUUCAGCGGAGCACCUUCGGAGCAUUUAUUCUCAUUCUUACGUUCCUUCAACGAUCAAGCAAAACCAAUUAAACCUGAGUUGUGGGAUGAGGACGAGAAGAACUUCCUCUUGACAUAUCUCACGGAAACAGCAAGAGAUCGAGCCGAAGAACAAAUGGAAACCAGGACAGACACCACAUUCGAGGAACUCUGUGACUAUCUCAAGUCACGAUAUGAGGAGGUGUCACGUCAACAACUACGCAAUUGCCAGCAAAACAUCGGUGAGUCAGUAGACGAGUUUGCUUCCAGCAUCAGCAAGCUCGCAUCGGCGUCGCAUUGCAAUCAGCCGAGAGAACUGAUCACGGCCAAAGCCCUCGAAGCAUUUCUGGACGGGCUAUGUGACUAUCUCAAGUCACUUUUUUCCUGA